This is a messenger RNA of Coccomyxa subellipsoidea C-169, 1185 nucleotides long. Its product is annotated as cobalamin synthesis protein P47K. Lineage: Eukaryota; Viridiplantae; Chlorophyta; Trebouxiophyceae; Coccomyxaceae. The transcript has 7 exons. The annotation marks the transcript as partial. The record is from RefSeq and is a predicted model, not a curated record.
CUCCCAGUGAUGCUCAUCAGCGGGUUCCUUGGCGCUGGCAAGACCACGCUGCUGCGCCACCUGCUGAGCAACACCGAGGGCGUGCGAUGCGCCAUUAUUGUCAACGAUAUGGCAGAGCUCAACAUCGACGCUGCACUGCUUAAAAACGCCAGGCUUGUGCAGGCAACGCAGGCGCAGGAGGAGUUGGUGGAACUGAGCAACGGGUGCAUCUGCUGCACGCUGCGGGGGGACCUGCUAAGGGAGGUGACUCGCCUCGCCAAGUCGCGCGCAUUUGACUACCUGCUCAUCGAGUCCACCGGCGUCAGCGAGCCCAUGCAGGUGGCCGAAACAUUCACUCUGGAUGUGGACGACGGAAGCCAGGCGGAGCUGAAGGACAUGGCCACGCUAGACACGUGCGUGACCGUUGUGGACGCAGCACAGCUGAUGGCUAAUUUUGAGUCGCUGCAGACUCUGAAGCAGCGCGAUCCGGACAUCGCUGAUGAGGACGAUCGCAAUGUUGCUGACCUCAUGCUGGACCAGAUCGAGUUCGCUGAUGUCAUCCUGCUCAACAAGGCGCGAGACUUUGACGCAGCGGAGCUGGCCAGACUGGAGGCGUUGCUGCACUCCCUCAACACAGAGGCGAAAGUCAUUGCAACAAAGGAGGGCGCAGUCGCCCCCAAAGCCAUCAUGGGAACGGGCAGAUUCAGCCUUGAGAAGGCAGAGACUGCUCCUGGCUGGCUCAAGGCGAUGCGAGAAGGGGAGUCUGCCACGCCAGAGACAGAGGAGUAUGGCAUUGGUAGCUUCGUGUACCGCGCGCGCCGACCGUUCCACCCCGGCCGCCUGCACAGCUUUUUCACAAGCUACUUCACCCUUCAACAGCCCCAGCCUGACCUGGACGAAUCUGACUCCGAGGGAGGCAUGCACGGCAUGCAUCUUACAGUGACUACACAGGGCUUCAUGUGGCUGGCUGGGCGUGAUGACAUGAUGGGCGACUGGAGCCAGGCUGGCGGCACCCUGCGGGUGGGGCCUGCAGGGCCCUGGUUUGCGGCCGUGCCAGAAGAGGCCUGGCCUGACGACGAGCGGGCUCGCGCUGGAAUCCGCAAGGAUUUUGAAGGGGACGCGGGAGACCGCAGGCAGGAGCUCGUGUUUAUCGGCAUUGACAUCAAACGCGAAAUGCUGACGGAGGAACUCAACCGGUGUCUGAUG